Molecule: messenger RNA, 819 nt
Organism: Malaclemys terrapin pileata
Lineage: Eukaryota; Metazoa; Chordata; Testudines; Emydidae
Product: leucine-rich repeats and immunoglobulin-like domains protein 1
Exons: 3
Coding region: 13-819 (268 amino acids)
Biological process (GO): immunoglobulin production; immune response
Source: RefSeq, a predicted model, not a curated record
CGGUCAGGCAAGAUGAUCGCACGCAUGCCCCUUCUCUGGCUGCUGGUUCUCUGGAUUCAGGACUCCUCUGGGCAAAUUGUGAUGACUCAGUCCCCGGAAUCUCUGGCAGUGCCAGUGGGAGGGAGAGUCUCUAUCAACUGCAAAGCCAGUACGAGCGUUGGCAGUUACAUAAACUGGUACCAACAGAAACCUGGACAAGCUCCCAAACUUCUUAUCUAUGGCGCUAGCAACCUCCAGUCGGGAGUCCCAGCCCGGUUCAGCGGCAGUGGAUCUGGCACUGAUUUCACAUUCACAAUCAACAACGUAGAAGCUGAAGAUGCUGGAGAUUAUUACUGCCAGCAGAGUAGCAGCUUACCUCUCACAGUGAUACAGACCAGUACAAAAACCUCCCUGCUCUCUGCAGCUGGGCAGAUUGUCAUGACUCAGACACCAGAAUCUCUCUCAGUGUCUGUGGGAGAGACCGUCUCUAUCAAAUGCAAAGCCAGCACAAGCAUUAGCAACUACAUCGCUUGGUACCAACAGAAACCUGGACAGGCUCCCAAGCUUCUUAUCUAUUACGCCAGCAAUCGUCCCACGGGUAUCCCAGACCGGUUCAGUGGCAGUGGGUCGGGCACUGACUACACAUUCACAAUCAGCAGGGUUGAAGCUGAUGAUGCUGGAGUUUAUUACUGUCAGCAGUAUAACUUCCCUCUCACAGUGAUAGAGACCAGCACAAAAACCUCCCUGCUCUAUGAAGUGUGCAAUGUAAUAGACACUAGUACACCACAGUCAAGUAGCACCACAGUCAAGUUUUCCGAUGUUCUGCCAAAAGACAACUAG